ACAAAUGGAGGAAUGUGUGUUAGCUCCAUGAAAGCAUUAUUACAAAGGACUGUUGAGACCCUGAGAUGAUUCCAUCGUCUGUACCUGCUGCUAAUGCUUGGCUGAGGUCCAGACACAUCAAUGUCCCGGGGGACUGGCUGGAGGCUUGUGUAGAGUGGAUUACUGAGGAAAAUCAGGGAGUCCAGCUCUCUCAGACACAGUUAAAUGGACUGAUUUUUGAGCAAUGGCUUCUUGCAGACCUGCAUGAGAUUGGAUCCAGCUGCCUACCAGAGCAAGUAACAUCCUCCAAAGAAGUCCAGAUUAAUGGGAUGUUUGCCCUACAAGUAGAUUCCAUGGUGGAUGUUGGGAAACCUUACUAUGGACAGUUACAGAGGGUUCAGGGAACCAGCACAGGGAACAUGGAGGUCACAGCGGAACCCACUCCUCCAUGGGAACCUAAGCCAACUCGGAUGAUGUUGUUGAACUUGACAGAUGGGAAUUUCAAUGUACAGGGGAUGGAGUACAAACAGAUUCCUAGUCUGAACAACCAAAUAAAGCCAGGCUGUAAGAUCCUUGUGAAGGGUAGGGUGCGUUGUCGGCGGGGCAUACUGAUGUUGACAGCAGACAAUGUUACAGUACUGGGAGGGGAGGUGGAUUCACUAGUGGAGAGUAACACACCACAGAGUGUCCUUAAACAAGCAAU
Saccostrea cuccullata (small rock oyster) is the source of this 682-nucleotide messenger RNA. RefSeq names its product recQ-mediated genome instability protein 1-like. NCBI's taxonomy places the organism in Eukaryota, Metazoa, Mollusca, Bivalvia, Ostreida, Ostreidae. Gene Ontology annotation, biological process: resolution of meiotic recombination intermediates; double-strand break repair via homologous recombination. The record is from RefSeq and is a predicted model, not a curated record. Gene Ontology annotation, cellular component: nuclear body; RecQ family helicase-topoisomerase III complex. The transcript is spliced from 6 exons. The annotation marks the transcript as partial.